GCACUGACCUGAGAACUGGCAAAUGCCCCCUGCAGUAAAACAACAUAAUUUUCAUGUAUGUAUGUAUGUAUGUAUGUAUGUAUGUAUAUAUUUUUUUUGUACCUUUAUUUAACUAGACAAGUCAGUUAAGUCCAAAUUCUUAUUUUCAAUGACGGCCUAGGAACAUACACACACACACAUAUUAUAUAUAUAUAUAUAUAUAUACACACACAUAUAUAUACAUAAAUACGUAUACACUAUGAGGUUGUAAUAAUACUGAGAAAUUCUUUAAAUGAAAAUGCCCUAAACAAAAAUAAGCCUUUUUUUUUUUUUUUUUUUUACAAUUUUAAAUGAAAACAAUCACAGGUAGGUACUUAUUGUUACCCAGAAAUGAUUUGAUAUGGGAGAUAAAAACGUCAAGUGGAAGAGUUGUGGAACGCAAGGAGGUACGGACAGACAGAGUAUCAGUACAAGCCCACCCGGACACAAUUGGCCUUCUGAUGGAAGUAGAUUUGUGUGGCCACAGUUAAAAGUUUACGGUAUUUAUGACUUGGUUAAUUACAAGGAUGACGCUCACCUGUAAUCAGCCUAUCAAAAUCAGUCCUUCUACUAUGCACUGACAGUUGAAGUUGCUCCUUCGGAACGUUUCAUAUUUCUACAUCUUCUGUGAAAAGACAUUACCGUCCAAGGACCUUUACGUUUUUGACGCAAGAGUUGAUUGCGCACACCUGUUCAAUUUGAGAGACUCGUGUAUAGGUUGGUUGACUUGAGGGAGUUCUCCAUCAAGUUGACGGAUUGAUUUACAAUGGAGAAUCCCAUUCACUUGACCUCUAUUUUACUACAACUCUUGAUCAUCGGCCUUUCACUCGGAUCGUCCCCGACCACUUCAAAUCUAGCUGACGAGUUUGGCGAUUCCGCUUUGUACCAACAUGGCAGUAUCUUGUCACCCCUUCUGAAGGCGCUAACAGCACAGGGAGAUACAUGGCGAUCCACCCCAGUAAUGAGACCCGAGUCGAGAUAUGUUCGAUACAUGAAAAGACUGUACAGGAUAUCUUCAAGACAUGAGAGGAGUUCGGAAGGAAACCACUUGUACAACACAGUUCGACUUAUAACACCGCGGGAUGAGUGCCUGGAGCAAAGCAAAAAGUUCUUCAUGCAAGACCUCUCCUACAAUUUGGGCCGUGUCAGAGCCAAGGAGCAGCUGCUGAAGUCUGUCCUGCUGUACUCCUUCGACCAAGAGCAGGCCACGUCCAUAACUAACCAGUGUUACCAAGAUUUGAAAGAACAGGAUACCCACAAUCAGUGUCCUCUCUGCCCAAGCACCCAUCACUCAGUUAACUUCCUGUUCCACACGGACCGCAGGAGGAAGUGGGUUGAGGUGGACAUCACAGCUUUCCUCCGCCCUCUCAUCCAGUCCCACAAGAAGGACAUUCACCUACUGAUCAACCUGACCUGUGUGGAGGGCAGAGGGGCUAAGGCUGGAGGAGAGGAGUGGAGUGGUAGGGGCCCCGUGGAGCUCCACUUAAGGUCUCCGUCCUUGCUCCUGUACCUCAACGACACCAGCGAGCUGGCUCACCAAAGAUGGCUGCCCACCAGGUCACAAGGUCAUCCGAGGUCAGCCAAUGAGGUGGACACCUUAGAGAGCCUGGCGGAGUUCAAACCGGAACAAAGGAUCAGCCAGAGCGAGAGGCGGCGGCUGAGGAGAGAAUCUCCGUAUCUGUCGACGAACAACACAGGAGGCAAAACGAACACGAAGACCGUCCUCCCGGACCUCCUCCCGAGUUCUGAUUUCCCUACGAGCGACUGUGCCUUGUACGACUUCAGAGUGAGCUUCAGUCAGCUCAAACUGAGCCAUUGGAUCAUUUUCCCCCACAGGUACAACCCCAGGUACUGUAAAGGCACCUGUCCCAGAGCUGUGGGGUUCAUCUACGGCUCCCCCAGACACACCUUCUUCCAGAACAUGAUCUACCACAAACUGGACUCCUCUGUGCCAAGACCUUCCUGUGUUCCUUCAGAGUACAACCCCCUGAGUGUUUUAACCCUUGAAGCUGACUCCAUUGCCUACAAGGAGUUAGAUGAAAUGAUCGCUACGAGGUGCACAUGUCGCUAAAGGCCCACCUCCAGGGUCGGGCUCAAUUCCAUUUCAACCUAAACUGAAAUUCCAAUUGUUCUCAAUGCUUUUCAAUGUAAAAAAAAAAGAGAAGAAAAAAAAAAACUCCAUUUGCUCUGGCUGAUCUGGAAAUUGACUGAAUUGAAAUGGAAUUGACCCCAACCCUACCUACCUCACUGCCUGAUGACGUUGUUUUAUCAGCCUCAACACUUUGACUGUUAACCUACCUUCUGCUUUGACUGCCGCUCGACUUAUUCCAUCCUCCUCAAACGCUUGACUUUAAUGACUUUAUCACAUUCAUUGGCUAUUGUAACAUCCUGGUCUGGUGACUUCAUGCCAAAACAUCAGUGUCUUUGCCAAAACAUCAGUGUCUUUGCCAAAACAUCAGUGUCUUUGCCAAAACAUCAGUGUCUUUGCCAAAACAUCAGUGUCUUUGCCAAAACAUCAGUGUCUUUGCCAAAACAUCAGUGUCUUUGCCAAAACAUCAGUGUCUUUGCCAAAACAUCAGUGUCUUUGCCAAAACAUCAGUGUCUUUGCCAAAACAUCAGUGUCUUUGCCAAAACAUCAGUGUCUUUGCCAAAACAUCAGUGUCUUUGCCAAAACAUCAGUGUCUUUGCCAAAACAUCAGUGUCUUUGCCAAAACAUCAGUGUCUUUGCCAAAACAUCAGUGUCUUUGCCAAAACAUCAGUGUCUUUGCCAAAACAUCAGUGUCUUUGCCAAAACAUCAGUGUCUUUGCCAAAACAUCAGUGCGUUGAGUUUGAUUUGAUCUAGAACAGAUGUAUUUACUCACUUGCCAAAAUGUAUUUUUAUCUAAAUGGAAAAUAUGGCAUUGAUUUCUUUAUGUGAAGUGGUAGGAGGAAUGUUGUGAAGAUGUUUUGUUUGUUUGUCAUCUGCUUUUGCAUUGUGUUGACAUGCAUGGAUUGAUAUUUUACAUAUUAAUUUGAUAUAAUUAUGAUUUAAGUUAUUUUUUGUUAAUUUAUUUUGGGUGUUCUGUCAUUAUUCUUUCACACUAAGUGGUACAUUUUUAAGUACAUCUGUUCUGGACAAAAUAUUUUUAAAAAGUAGUCCUAUAUACUCGUAUCAAACACUUUCACGUUUCAUUUUAUUCCUGGGGAUUGCAGACGGUUGUUUCAUGAACAACUUCUCUUUUCAUACGGUCCAGAAUGUAAGUUAUCUUGUAUGGCCAACUUGAUGUUUCAGUGUGUAUUUAUUACUCUGGGUCAUGAAAUGACUGCAUACCUAUAUGAAUUUGUAUUGACAAAUUUAACUAAAAUGCAUGUCGUCUAUUUAUGCAACAAAACAAAAAAAAAAUACUGUACAGUCUUGUUUGGCUCACUGAUUAUCACAAAUGUUAAAUUUAAUAACUUAAAAUAUUAGUUUGGGAAAAAUAAAGAGUAU
This is a messenger RNA of Salvelinus fontinalis (brook trout), 3488 nucleotides long. It is a transcript of the gene gdf9, whose product is annotated as growth differentiation factor 9. Bases 785 to 2089 code for a protein of 434 amino acids. The record is from RefSeq and is a predicted model, not a curated record. Lineage: Eukaryota; Metazoa; Chordata; Actinopteri; Salmoniformes; Salmonidae. Gene Ontology annotation, molecular function: growth factor activity; cytokine activity. Gene Ontology annotation, cellular component: extracellular region. Gene Ontology annotation, biological process: SMAD protein signal transduction; BMP signaling pathway. The transcript is spliced from 3 exons.